This is a messenger RNA of Trichobilharzia szidati, 207 nucleotides long. Lineage: Eukaryota; Metazoa; Platyhelminthes; Trematoda; Strigeidida; Schistosomatidae. The record is from the annotation of a GenBank genome assembly.
AUGACAACUCCAGCAACUGUUCAUUCAAAUAAUCUUCAAGGUCAAAAAGCAACAAUAUCAGUUACCGUAAUGUCAAGGUCUAUUCAGGCUUCACUCUGGCGCUUAAAAAGGGCUGAGUUCUGUACAACUGUUGAUACAAAUAAAUGCACUGAUUCUGUGAAAGAUAUCAAAUUAUUCUCAAAUGGAAAUCCCCGAACAACAUUUUGA